Acanthochromis polyacanthus (spiny chromis) is the source of this 984-nucleotide messenger RNA. Its product is annotated as alpha-2,8-sialyltransferase 8F-like. Bases 1 to 984 code for a protein of 327 amino acids. Lineage: Eukaryota; Metazoa; Chordata; Actinopteri; Pomacentridae. Gene Ontology annotation, molecular function: alpha-N-acetylneuraminate alpha-2,8-sialyltransferase activity. The transcript has 6 exons. The record is from RefSeq and is a predicted model, not a curated record. Gene Ontology annotation, biological process: N-glycan processing; oligosaccharide metabolic process.
AUGUCCCAUUUGUGUUACAGGGAGGGCAACAACAAAGCAGUAGAGAAAAACUCAAAGAACCAAGAGGACAAUCCCCAGAAAGUCAAGGAUUUCAUCCACAAAGCAGUAGAAUGUUACUCUCAAACCUGGAAGAAGCAGGAGGACAAUUACCAAAAACUCAGAUCUAAGCUGAGCAGCGAGUGCCUUGGAUUGGACAAGGCCUUAAUUACCCAAAACAAUAAACCAGUGGGAUCGGAGAUUGUUUACGACGGGGAAAAGAAGACUUUGCAGGUGACUCCAGAGCUCUUCAACAUCUUUUUGAAGGAUCAGCCUUUCUCCAGUAAAACAUUGGACACUUGUGCUGUUGUUGGGAAUGGUGGGAUCCUGAUCAACAGCAGCUGUGGAGAAAGGAUCGACUCGGCUCAGUUUGUUAUCAGGUGCAAUCUCCCUCCUUUGGCAAACGGAUAUGAGAAACAUGUUGGCAUAAAGACUGACCUUGUGACGGCAAACCCAAGUAUCUUCAAUGACAGGUAUGGGGCUCUGAAUGGACAUCGCCAUCCAUUUGUGGAGAGUCUACGUAGCUAUGAAAACUCCCUGCUGCUUAUUCAUGCCUUUUCCUUUAGCGCCUACACUGCUGUGUCUCUGCGGGCCUUCAACACCAUCAAGGACUUUGAGAGCCCCAUCCGACCAGUCUUCUCAAACCCAGAGUACCUCAAGAGUCUGAUCCUGUUCUGGCGCUCUCAGGGCCUGAGAGAAAGCAGACUCAGUACCGGCCUCAUCACUACCAGUCUGGCUCUGCAGCUCUGCAACAACAUUGAUCUGUAUGGAUUCUGGCCCUUCAGCAACCACCCACAAGACCUCCACCCCCUGACCAACCACUACUACGACGACAUAAAACCUAACAAAUUCCAUGCCAUGCCAGCAGAGUUUGAUCUUCUGAUGAGGUUACACAGUCAGGGCAUCCUCAGACUUCAUUUGGAGGACUGCCCAACAGGUGGAAAGUAG